UUUUUUUUUGAUCCUUGAAUGCACAUCUCUUGUUCUUCUGCACUGAUCCAAAAGGGGGAAUAUUUGCCUACAGUGUGCUAAAACUGGCAGUCAAGAUGCCCAUUCAGUCCCUCGCUGAUUUUGAUGAUGUUCCCGAUGGUAUAGGCAGCUCUGUUUGUUCACAAAUGGAAAGCUCUCGUUCCUCCCGUGCCAUGAAGCGUAGGAACCUUCUCUCCCAAAAAACCCUCCAAGAGAGCUUUUUGAUACCGGCGGAGGGAGCCGUCACGUUCGACUGCAUGUUCUGCGACGGGUCCUACAAACAUCACGAAGACCUGGGCAAGCACGUGUUGACCAAACAUCGGCCGACGCUCUGCGAGCCAACGGUUCUCCUCGUGGAGGCGGAGUUUCUCAGUCCUCAGGACAAACGUGGAAGGAGCGCAGGGUCCCCGACGGAGGAUGUUAAACAUGAGAACGAAGGCUCGGACUGUGAAGUAUGUGGUCAAACCUUUGCUGACUCCUCCGACCUGGAGUCCCACAUGAAAAAGCACAAAGACUCCUUUACGUAUUCUUGCAAUAUUUGCGGGAGGCGAUUCAAAGAGCCAUGGUUUCUGAAAAAUCACAAAAAGACUCAUUCUACCCGAGCGGGAGGGAAAAACAAACACCAGCCAGUUCCCGAGACUCCCGCUACAAUCAACGAGAUCGUACAAGAGCAGGUCACCGAAAGCCUCACCUCGCCUUAUAAACUCUGCAUGGUCUGCGGGUUUUACUUCCCUGACAAAGAAACCUUGUUGGCGCACAGUAAAAUGCACACCAAGGGCUCCAAGCUGGCAGGGAAAUCAACCGGUACCGCCUCCUGUAAGGAGAACGUGAAUGGCAACGAUGGCGUGCAAAUGCCCAAGGAGGCCUUUUUGAACUUUUUGAACCUAAAGCCUGCUUCUGCAGCGGAUACAAAACCUGAAACGGCUCGCAAAUGGAUCGGGGAGCUAGACCCGUUCAACACGUACCAGUCGUGGCAGCUGGCGACGAAAGGCAAAGUUGCCCUAGGCCACGGCCAACUGAAGGAACCCUUCUUCGAAGCCAACGUGGAGACGGACUCGUCUGAAGAUGGCGAGGUGGGUGCUGUAGUACAGGAUGCCGAUGAUUUGAAAAUUUACGCGGUGGGGGUACCUUGUGCAGAAGCUGAAACCAAACCUCCCAACGACCGGGACAAGUCAACCCUCUGCAAUGACUGUGGAAAGUUAUUUAAAACCUACCACCAGCUCGUCUUGCAUUCCCGUGUCCACAGGAAGGACAGGAGCGACUCCGAGUCCUCUGCCAGUUAUGACGGGCUCGUGGCUGCUGACUCUCCUGACAAUCCAGCCGACCCGGAAGAUGAGGGGAGCAAAAUGGAAGAUGUGUCUGAAUGGGAAGAAGGUGGUGGCGAUUCUGCAGCUACUGAUAAAAAUGAGGAUGAUCAAUCAGUUGUCCAGAUGAAAGGCCUUCCAACCUCCAGACAAUGUGGCUACUGCAGAAAGUCUUUCCGUUCCAACUAUUACCUCAAUAUACAUCUCAGGACCCACACAGGUGAAAAACCUUACAAAUGUGAAUUUUGUGACUACGCUGCUGCCCAGAAGACCUCCUUGAGGUAUCACUUGGAGAGACACCACAAGUUCAAACCGGGAGAGUCCAACGCUCGAGUGAAAAGCAUCAGCAAGAACCUACAGCUUCUUAAGAAAUUGCCUGAACCACCUGCUGCUAUUGUCCAACCCCAGGAGAACCAUAUAUCCGAACCACCCAUAAAUGAUGACAAAGAGGAUCCGCUGAUGGCCAAACCACCAAAACGCAUGUCUGCUCUGCGCAACACACUUGUCAAUGCGAAACGGGGCCUGAAAAAUCAAUUAGUGGCUCUUGAGAAGACGGAAGCUGUGAAAGUGAAGAAAGAGGAGGCCAGGGCGGCUACUCCUUGCCAACCUCCGAAAACCCCAACUCCACCUCUAGAUGGAGAGGAAGAGAUUUCCUUGGCUUGUGCGGAAACCCUGGAUGAUGAUCCUUAUUUUAUGGAGGAGGCAACCUCAACGGACCAAAAUAAUGACCUCAAACUGGACCCCGUUUUAGAGGAUGAUCCGGCCCCCAUGGACUUGUGUACAAAAUCUGCCAAGAAGGUGUCAACCAAGUUAUACAACCGUGCCUUACUGGCCACGCCCACCUGCCCUUACUGCACCUACAAAACCUUAUAUCCAGAAGUGUUGUCAAUGCACCAAAGACUCACCCACAAACAGAACUACGAACCUCUUCAUAAAGCUGGGGUCAGAGGGAAAAACCCGGGUCUCGUGUUGAAAAUGAGACGCACCGGUUGUCCUCCAGCAUUAAAGGGUGUGGACGUGUCCCCGUUACAGCUGGAGACCCCCAGGCCGAAGGGUCGCCCAGCGUCCCAGACCAAGGUCAACGAGAAACCAAAGCGGGCACCGGCUCAGGCGAACAAAGCUGUGAAUCCGCCAAGUGUGGAGCAGGAGAAUAAACCUCAUCCCAUUCAGGAGAAUAAACCUCAUCCCAUUCAGGAGAAUAAACCUCAGACUGUUCAACAAAAUGGCCAGCAAGUCAGAAAUUAUAGAUCCAUGCAGCCGGACCUGCAAGGCAUCACGCACCUUUUAGAGAGAAUGCCACAGCCUGAGCAAAGAAAUCCUCAGUGGAAUCCUACCAGUCAGAAGAGCAAUACAACGGCAGCCACUGAACGUCCCUAUCCCAUAGUACCGAUGUGGUCUGGAGAGCACCCUUUCAACCGGCCUGGAAUGGCUUAUCCAGAACUUGGUGAACCCUUCACCAAACGAGUAAAGCACAAUAUGUCAAACUCUAUCGCUACUCAGUACUUGAAUCCCGAGGUGGUCAAGAGACUGCAAUCCGGCCAGGCCAGUGUUAUUGGUCCGGAAAUGGCGCUUGGCAAGUUGAUCAACCCUCAAUUACCCAACAAAGUGUCUCACCCAUACGAGUUAGACCCUCGUGAAGUCCUGAAAUUCUAUGAACACGCGGCUGCUGGGUCAUUAUACCGAAUCCCCAAUACACCUCUUGGUCAGGGAUCUACUUCUGCAAUGGAAGUGAAGCACACUCCGUUGUAUCAACGGAUAGCAAAACGAGGCUUUGGACCGAAUGAAAAGACCACUUAAAGGGGCUGAGGAAGAUACCGGAGCAUCCUGACAAAGUGCUCACAAGCUGCUACCUUUCUUCUGUGCCGGAGCCUUUCUUCCUACGCAAGCUGUGAUUUGUACUAUCGAGCGACACUAAACUUUUUUUUACCUUUUUGUUUCUUUGGAAGUUGUGCCGGAAGGCGUCCCUGCUGAAGUCAAAUCUCUGGGAAUGUACAAUGCAUAGAGAUCUAUGUUGGGUUUUUUUUGUUUUUUUUUCGGGCGA
Nanorana parkeri is the source of this 3363-nucleotide messenger RNA. RefSeq names its product zinc finger protein 217 (gene ZNF217). Gene Ontology annotation, biological process: regulation of DNA-templated transcription. NCBI's taxonomy places the organism in Eukaryota, Metazoa, Chordata, Amphibia, Anura, Dicroglossidae. Gene Ontology annotation, cellular component: nucleus. The transcript is spliced from 6 exons. The record is from RefSeq and is a predicted model, not a curated record. Gene Ontology annotation, molecular function: DNA-binding transcription factor activity, RNA polymerase II-specific; RNA polymerase II cis-regulatory region sequence-specific DNA binding. Bases 96 to 3119 code for a protein of 1007 amino acids.